This is a messenger RNA of Sarcophilus harrisii (Tasmanian devil), 4410 nucleotides long. It is a transcript of the gene TRIM67, whose product is annotated as tripartite motif containing 67. Bases 884 to 3256 code for a protein of 790 amino acids. The record is from RefSeq and is a predicted model, not a curated record. NCBI's taxonomy places the organism in Eukaryota, Metazoa, Chordata, Mammalia, Dasyuromorphia, Dasyuridae. The transcript is spliced from 10 exons. Gene Ontology annotation, molecular function: zinc ion binding; protein binding.
UACAACUCCACUAUGCACCAGCACCUAGACCAAGAGGAGGGAGGAGGCGGAAGGGGGGGAAUUCCCGUGCAAUCUGGGAUCACGCCCUCAGCCUGCCGGCUGCCAUCCUCGGCUAGAUCAAGGUCAGCGGCGCUUCGGGAGUAACGGUGGAAAACCAAGAGAGCUUGGAUUGCCCAAACUGGGAUUGACGGCAACAGCAGUGGCGGCGGCAGCAACCCUAGGAGGCGUAGCCGGAUCAUCCCCACCCAAGCAGCGAUCUAUCAGUCAAAAACAGCAGCAACAGCAGCAAUUCCACCCGCCACCCACCUCCCAGACCGCGCCUCGUUUAUCUCCAAAGGAUAGAAGCGUUGUCUGCUAGUAGGGCGCUGUCCAACAGGGUCCUGGUGCUGAAUCCAGCUCUGCCUCAAGGCAAGUCUAACUCUUUCCCUAUGCCUUCCACUUCUUUCUCUCGGUGAAGGGGCCUUGACAGCUACCUACAAGAGUCAAGGGGCUGCAGCAAAAGAGGGAGAGUGAAGAGAGGCAGGCUGCCUGCUUCCCUAGUCGGGUUGUUAAAGAGAACGCUCUGCAACUCUGGGAGGCGCUCUUGCUGAUUCAUCGCAUAUUACUUCGAGGCUUUUCCCCCGAGAACAGCGAGGUACUCAUUCCAGGCCCGGGCAGUGGGAUUGAAAGUAGCGGGGUGCAGGAGCCCUACUAAGGGCGGUCACUGCAAAAGAAUAGAAAGAAGUGUGGACCCCAAAGUGGGGGCGGGGCGGGAAACCAUGCCUCUUUGAUGUCAGCUACCUUCGUGGCUACACAGUGCUAAUCAUCAUCCCGCCCCCCUCAAACUCCCAGGGCUUCGAGCCUUCCCGCCAGCCUCUGAGCAACUGACGCCGCCCGAACCGCUAUGGAAGAAGAGCUGAAGUGCCCGGUAUGCGGGUCUCUGUUCCGAGAACCCAUCAUCUUGCCCUGUUCUCACAAUGUCUGCUUGCCCUGUGCCCGCACCAUAGCUGUACAGACUCCCGACAGCGAGCAACACCUGCCUCCGCCGCUCUUGCAUUCUCGGGGCCCUUCGUUGCCCACCGGCUCAACCGCAGGUCCUCCACCAGAAUAUGAAACUGGGACCGGACCAGCCUGUAGUGGUGGAGGCACCAGCAGUAGUGGCGGCGGCGGCGGCGGCGGCGGGGUAGGUGGUGUCGUUGGGGGAGGGGAUCACGCUGAUAAGCUAAGCCUGCACAGCGAGACGGACAGCGGUUAUGGCUCCUACACUCCCAGCCUUAAGUCCCCUAAUGGAGUGCGUGUACUGCCCAUGGUGCCCGCACCCCCCGGCUCCUCAGCCGCAGCUGCCCGGGGAGCCGCCUGUUCCUCCCUAUCCUCUUCUUCCUCCAGCUCCAUCACCUGCCCUCAAUGCCACCGCAGCGCCUCUUUGGACCACCGCGGCCUCCGUGGCUUCCAGCGCAACCGGCUACUGGAGGCCAUUGUACAUCGCUAUCAGCAGAGCCGGGGUUGUGGUACUGGAGCAACUGCAGCAGCUCUAGUUGCCCAUUGCCAGCUCUGUGACCGCACCCCUCCAGAGCCAGCAGUCACGCUCUGUGAGCAAUGCGAUGUACUCUAUUGCUCUGCCUGCCAGAUCAAAUGCCAUCCGUCCAGGGGACCGUUUGCCAAGCACCGCUUGGUGCAACCGCCUCCGCCACAGCCGGCGGCCUCUGCACCUCUAGGUGCUGCUCAAGGAGCCCCCAGCGGCAGCAGCGGCGGCGGCGGCGGCGGCGGCAGCAGCAGCAAAAGCCCAGGCCCGGGGGCAGGAGCAGCAGGGGGUACUGGGGUCCGUAAGUUUCCCACGUGCACAGAUCAUGAGCUGGAAAACUACAGUAUGUACUGUGUGAGCUGUCGGACCCCAGUCUGCUUCCAGUGUCUGGAGGAAGGCAGGCACGGCAAGCAUGAAGUCAAACCUCUAGGAGCCAUGUGGAAACUGCACAAGGCACAGCUAUCUCAAGCAUUGAAUGGUGUUUCUGAUAAAGCAAAGGAAGCUAAAGAGUUCCUAGUUCAGCUCAAGAACAUACUUCAGCAGAUCCAGGAAAAUGGGCUGGACUAUGAGGCCUGCCUGGUUGCUCAGUGUGAUGCCCUGGUUGAUGCUUUAACUCGACAAAAAGCCAAAUUACUCACCAAGGUCACUAAAGAGCGGGAACACAAAUUGAAGGUGGUUUGGGACCAGAUCAAUCAUUGUACAUUAAAGUUACGUCAGUCAACGGGCCUAAUGGAGUACUGCCUAGAGGUGAUCAAAGAAAAUGACCCUUCUGGAUUUUUACAAAUUUCAGAUGCCCUGAUCAAGCGUGUCCAGGUGUCUCAAGAGCAGUGGGUUAAAGGAGCUUUGGAGCCCAAAGUGUCUGCAGAGUUCGAUUUGACCUUGGACAGUGAGCCUCUGCUGCAAGCUAUCCAUCAGCUGGACUUCAUCCAGAUGAAAUUGCCACCUGUCCCCUUACUGCAGCUGGAGAAGUGCUGCACUCGAAAUAACAGUGUUACUCUGGCCUGGAGGAUGCCACCUUUUAUCCAUAGCCCUGUGGAGGGUUAUAUCCUGGAACUGGAUGAUGGAGAUGGUGGGCAGUUUCGGGAAGUCUAUGUUGGCAAGGAAACCCUCUGCACCAUUGAUGGCCUUCAUUUCAACAGUACUUACAAUGCAAGAGUCAAGGCGUUCAAUUCCUCUGGAGUUGGGCCUUACAGCAAAACUGUUGUUCUCCAGACUUCUGAUGUGGCCUGGUUCACAUUCGACCCCAACUCUGGCCACCGGGACAUCGUCCUGUCAAAUGACAACCAGACAGCUACAUGUAGCAGUUAUGACGACCGGGUAGUAUUGGGAACAGCAGCUUUUUCCAAGGGAGUCCAUUACUGGGAAUUCCACGUGGACCGAUACGAUAACCAUCCGGAUCCAGCUUUUGGUGUAGCCAGAGUUAAUGUGGUCAAAGAUAUGAUGUUGGGCAAGGAUGACAAGGCCUGGGCCAUGUAUGUGGACAAUAACCGAAGCUGGUUCAUGCACUGCAACUCCCACACCAAUCGGACUGAAGGUGGUGUGUUUAAAGGAGCUACAGUUGGUGUACUUCUGGAUCUGAAUAAGCAUACCCUAACCUUCUAUAUCAAUGGGCAACAACAGGGUCCUACUGCCUUUGACCAUGUGGAUGGGGUCUUCAUGCCAGCUGUGAGCCUCAAUCGAAAUGUUCAGGUUACUUUGCACACAGGACUAGAUGUGCCAUUGAAUACCAGGCAGCAAAAACUGUCUGGAAACUGAAAUUCCAGAAAUCGAUGAUCUUCAAUGAGAUCUUCCCUGAGAGAAGCCCAGUCAUCCCUACCUUCAAAUUUAGCACAGAAUCUGUCCUGAGUAACACAAAAUGGUCAAAUGAGGAGGGCAGACCAGUAGCCGCUGAAGACCAUAUACAAAACUUUUCCUAUGGAGAAUCAGGAAUGGGUCUCCUCAUCACAAGUCCCUUUUCAUUUACAGAUGUGGGUGUGUGAUCUGUGUAUUUUAUCCUCAUAGUCUCACUUUUCCAUAGCAGAGCUCUUUAGGAUGGGAUGGGAGACUGGGGUAGCUUGAUAUUAAGCUGUUACUCUGAGAACCUCAGAGGUCAGAGUUCCUUUCCUAAGUCACAAGAAAGGGAAUUUUAACAGGGGAGUGAGAUAGCAAAUCUCGGUGGUACAUGUAGGUUUCUUGUAAUUCAUUUUAAAGUGGGAAUUAGUUUUUUGGGUUUCUAUUUCCUGGUUCUGAAAACAGCACUUCCAGAAAGGGAAAUGACCACUGUUUAAUUCUCAGUAUUAAAGGGAGUGUGCUGUUUUUGCCUUUUCCCCUACAUCUUUGUAGUACCUAGGUCGCUAGAUUUUUCUUUUGGUAUAGGAAAAUCAUUCUUUAUAAUAUCUCCAAUUUCUUCCUUCAGGAGUCUACUGCCUGGUAUCUAGUAGUAUCAGUCUAAUAUAAUCAUGCUUUUUUUAAAAAAAUUAUUAAGCACCUACUGUUUGCAUAGCACAAUGCCCUGCACAUGAACAUAUAGAAAAAAAAGUUGAUCCUGUAUUCUAACUUUUCCAUUGAUUUAUUCUGGAGUUCACAGAAUGGCUUUCCUAGAACUUAUAAUACCUAACUCAUUGUACCUGUAACUGUCCCUACAAUUCCCUUCUCCCUUCUUGACUAAGAUUUACCUUAAAAUAGACAAAUACACAUCCACAAAGAAAUAUAUUUAAAUGCUAUAAUGUAAAUACUAAAGUUUUCCUGAAAAUCUAUCCCCAAGUGGCAUAUCCUUUCCUGAAAACUGAAUUCCAAUUAAUGAUGUGCUGGUAAAUGUCUAACAGGCAGUUGUCUGGAGGGAAAAAUAUAUGUACAAAACACCUUUAAGUUUAGCUUUAAUUGUUAACAUUUUCUCCAUUACUUUAAGUCUAGACAAUCAACAAAAUGAU